AAGCUUCCUGUUGGAGUUUCCUUCUGGGACAGACAGGCGGGUCCAGAAGCCAGAUGGUCUGAGGACAGGCCCCCGGGAUCGUGGAGAUGCUAUUGCCACUGCUGUCCGUGCUGUUGGCCGGGUCCCUGCAGGAGGAUCCAGGGUUCAAGCUCCGAGUGCAGGACUCAGUGACGGUGCAGGAGGGUCUGUGUGUCCACGUGCCCUGCUCCUUCUCCUUCCCCGGGGUGGGCGGGAGCAACUCUACACCCGCUUACGGCUCCUGGUACCAGAUAAAGAAUAAUCCCAAAGUGGAUGUUCUCAUGGCCACAAACAACCCAGCCAGAAGAACAAAGAGGAAAAACAAAUUUCCAUUCCACCUUCCUGGAGACCCUGGGGCCGGCAACUGCUCCCUGAGCAUCACGGAUGCCCAGAGGGGCCACGGUGGAAACUAUUAUUUUCACCUGGACAGAGGUCUCACGAGACACACGUACAAGAGUAACAGGCUCACUGUGCAUGUGAGAGCGCUGACACAGACCCCAGAUAUCCGGGUCAAGGAGCCCCUGGAGUCCGGCUGCCCCAGCCACCUGACAUGCUCUGUGCCAGGGGCCUGUGAUGGGUCGAUGCCCCUCACCAUCUCCUGGACAGGGACUGCCCUCAGAGCCCCGGGACUGGACUUGGAGGCCUCUAACUCCUCGGAGAUCCUGCUCACACCCCGCCCGCAGGACCACGGCACCAACCUCACCUGUCGGGUGACCUUCCCCAGGGUUGGCGUGAGCACCCAAAGCACCAUUAUGCUCAACGUCUCCUAUGCCCCACAGAACCUGAGCAUCGGCAUCUCUCGAGGAAAUUGCACAGAACUGACAUACCCGGGGAAUGGCUCGUCUCUUCCAGUCCUUGAAGGGGAAUCUCUGCUCCUGGUCUGUGCUGCUGAGAGCAACCCUCUGGCCACACUGAGCUGGGUCCUGGGGGGACAGACUCUGAGCCCCUCCCAGCCCACAGACCCUGGGAUCCUGGAGCUCCCUCAGAUACAAAUGGAGCAUGAAGGAGACCUCACCUGCCAAGCUCAGAACCCGCUGGGCUCCCAGCACGUCUCCCUGCAUCUCUCUGUGGUCUACCCCCCGCGGCUGCUCAGCCCCUCCUGCUCCUGGGAGGGCGAGGGGCUGCACUGCAGCUGUUCCUCCCGAGCCCAGCCGGCCCCCACCCUGCGCUGGCGGCUGGGGGAGGGGCUGCUGGAGGGGAACCACAGCAACGCCUCCUGGACCAUCACCUCCAGCUCGGCGGGGCCCUGGGCCAACAGCUCCCUGAGCCUCAGCGGGCCGCUGGGCUCUGGCCUCAGACUCAGCUGCGAGGCCCGGAACGCCCACGGGAAACAGAGCAUGGCUAUCCUGGUGCUGCCAGGGAAGCCUGAGCUUGGGGGAGGAUUCGUUCUGGGGGCUGUCGGGGGUGCUGGUGUUGCCGGCCUGCUCAGUCUCUUUCCCUGCCUCAUCUUUUUCAUGGUGAAGAUCUGCAGGAAGCAAGCACUGGAGCCGGCAGCUCGUGGGAAGGAUGUCGCCUGCACGCUGGGUCCCCUCUCCCGGGGUUGCCAGCCUGAGUAUCCGUCAGGCACCCCCCCACCCUGCCUGCCCCCAGCCGUGGCCGCUCCCACCUUGGAGGAGGACCAGGAGCUCCAUUACGCCUCCCUCACCUUCCACGAGCUGAGGCCCUGGAAGCCUCAGGACCCCGAGGGCCUCAGCACCACCAAGUAUUCAGAGAUCAAGAUCUGCAAGUGAUGACCCCAGACUCCAGCGAGCUCCCGCGACCUCUGGGUAGAGAGUCCAGGGCUUCUCAGGAAGGGAGACAUCGGGGGACAAUUCCUGAGAGAAUAGUUUGCCAUGGAAAUGAGUUACCAACCAGUGAGUGGGCAUCCCACUGGUGUGGUGAUGGGCAGAACGGGGCUCAAAUUUCAGCCCGGCACCAAUUACAAGCCCGAGUCCCAGCAAGUCACUUGACUUCUCAGUCUCCCCCUCUGUGAAGUGGACGCAAUAAACCUAACUCACUGGGCUGUUGUGGGGCGUCAAGGUGGCAAUGAACAUGAAGGUCCAACAAGGGUGCAGGUGCAGAGAGCACCUUGCCCGAGCUCACGCCUCUUCCCAGGGCAGCCCACCUGGUGUCAGGGUCUGCUCUGGCCCCUGCCUCUGCAGGGAUGGUCUAGCUCCAGAGGCCCCACCCCACCCCACCCCCACCCCCCAGGAUCCCUGACCCCCGGGGUGCUUCCUCAGGAACACUCUGAGCCUGCUUCCUGGGAACCCAACUUGUGUAUUUUCACCACACAGAAAAUCAUCCACGGCUUUUCUGAAAGAAACGACAGGUUAUCUAAAUUAUAUACCUCUUUCUUUAUAUGUCCCGGAUGUUUUCGUUCUCCUCAACAGGGUCUUCUUUUUGUAGAAUUGGCUUAUAAAAUUCCUUGCAGUUAUGGUCUGCGUCCAUUAACACUGCAAUAUCGUGUCAACCUUAAAAUAAAAACCGCCAGCUCCUUUACCAGCGAAAAUGGAUCUAUUGGGUGAAUAAACGAGAGCUGUGCACCGCAAAGAGCGUUGACGUCCAAACCGUAGGCAAGUCUGAGGGACAAAGCAGAACCACGCAUUUAUGGAGAAAAGGGGCAAAUGGGAAAGGCUGUUAUAAACUAAAAGUCCAUUGGAGUAAACUGGGAGUUGGAAGUGUUCUGGCUUCUCAUUGGUUGAGCUGUUGGGGGCGGGGAAGGGUGGGACUAAGAAAAGCCAGUCUUCCUCCCCCUGAUAGUAGAGUAGUAGCCUCGUGGUGCAAGGUCAAGCCCGUGCAAGGUCAAGUCUGUCUCUUCCGGUUGGGUCUGCAAUUGGCUAUGCGUGGUAGGGCAUUAGAGCGCUCCCUGCCGAACCCACCCGCUUCAUUUCAGCGCGGGUUUCUUUCUUUUUUUUAAAAAUAUAUUUAUUUGCGAGAGAGAAUGAGAGACAGAGAGCACGAGAGGGAGGAGGGUCAGAGGGAGAAGCAGACCCCCCGCCGAGCAGGGAGCCCGAUGCGGGACUGGAUCCAGGGACUCCAGGAUCAUGACCUGAGCCGAAGGCAGUCGCUUAACCAACUGAGCCACCCAGGCGCCCCAGCGCGGCUUUCCUGUUAAUUAAUUUUCACUGUAGUUUUUGCAGUGAUCACAUCCAAUUUAUUCCCUUUUUCCUUUGAAUGUCCGUUUACUUUUUUUUUCUUAGCAUCAGGACCCAAUAUAGUGUCAAGGGGCGCCUGGCUGGGUUAGUUGGUGGAGUGAGUGACUCUUGAACUCGGGUUUGUGGGUUCGAGCCCCACAUUGGGUGUACAGAUUACUUAAAAAUAAAAAUCUUUAAACAAAAUUUCAGUGUGCCAAAUUCCAUCUUUUACGGCACAAUUCGCUUUGCCCUUCUUCAGGGUUAUGCUGCAUCUCCUGAUCAACAUUACUUUUUAAAAGUGGUGUCUACUGACCAAAUAGAAGCGUUGUUCUCACUUCUUAUUCCCUUCUUCAACACUGUACAGGAUCAUUCCAUUUGUUCCCAUGCUGGUAUUUAGUGACGUUCAUGUAAAAGAAUAAAAUUCUUCAGGGAUUAAAACCGUUUUGGAAAGGUCAUCAUGGAAAGGCUGCAGUAACUAUCCACUUCAAAUCAGAAAUUCUCUUUCUGUUCUAAGUAUAGCCUUGAUAGGGGCGCCUUGGUGGCUCAGUCGGUUAAGCGUCUGCCUUCAGCUCAGGUCAUGAUCUCGGGGUCCUGGGUUGGAGCCCCUCAUCGGGCUCUCUGCUGAGCAAGGAGUCUGCUUCUCCCUCUCCUUCUGUGCUCACUCGUGCUCUCUCUCUCAAAUAAAAAAAUAAAAUCUUAAAAAAAAAAAAAGA
This is a messenger RNA of Mirounga angustirostris (Northern elephant seal), 3844 nucleotides long. RefSeq names its product sialic acid binding Ig like lectin 11 (gene SIGLEC11). NCBI's taxonomy places the organism in Eukaryota, Metazoa, Chordata, Mammalia, Carnivora, Phocidae. The transcript has 9 exons. The coding region runs from base 87 to 1748 and encodes 553 amino acids. Gene Ontology annotation, molecular function: sialic acid binding. Gene Ontology annotation, biological process: cell adhesion. Gene Ontology annotation, cellular component: plasma membrane. The record is from RefSeq and is a predicted model, not a curated record.